AUGUCGAUCCGGUUUCAUCUGUCGUGCGGCUGCCUUCCUGUUUUCUGCGUUUUCUGGUGCAGGUCCUUGAGCGACCUGCGCCGGCGGGACGACGUGGAUUCGUCCAAGAAGACGACGUCGAGCUUCACUGGCGGCGAGAGAUCGGGCCUCGCAGUUGAGAAUCCUUCCUCGUCCGAUGAAGACGAACACCCUCUCGGGGACUUUGCGCACGCAGUGAGAGGCGCUGCGCCGCCGGGAGCGCGCAGGGUCACGGUGUUCAGGAACGGGUUCACCGUCGACGAUGGAGAAUUUCGUUCGCUGGAGAACCCUGAAAACGCCCGCUUUCUGGACGAGUUGAAGGCCGGCUUUGCUCCUCGCGAACUGCAGGAGGGAGGGCGACGCGUCCACGUUGAGCUCGUGAACAAACAGUCUGAGUCGUACGAGCCCCCGCCGCCGCCAGCGUACGUGCUGUUUGGCGGAGAAGGCCAGCGCCUGUCAGGAGGGGAAGACAGAUCAGGGUCCUCGUCGCCGAGCGCCGAAGUCGACGUGAGCCGCGGGGCGGUGACAGUCGACGAGAGCCAACCCACGACCAUGCUGCAGUUUCGGCUCCAUGACGGACAGAGACGUGCACAGAGAUUCAACGAGACGCACACGAUCGCCGACAUCCGCGAUUUUGUGUCUCAAGUCGCACCUGUGAACGGCGAGUUCCGCCUCCUCGAGGGGUUCCCUCCCAAGGAGAUCACCGCAGCCCUGUCGGCGACAGUCAAGGAGGCCGGGCUGUUGAACGCUGCCAUCGUUCAACAAAUCCGCUAG
Messenger RNA from Besnoitia besnoiti, 792 nucleotides. RefSeq names its product UBX domain-containing protein. Bases 1 to 792 code for a protein of 263 amino acids. Gene Ontology annotation, biological process: membrane fusion; proteasome-mediated ubiquitin-dependent protein catabolic process; nuclear membrane reassembly. The record is from RefSeq and is a predicted model, not a curated record. Gene Ontology annotation, cellular component: nucleus; cytosol. NCBI's taxonomy places the organism in Eukaryota, Apicomplexa, Conoidasida, Eucoccidiorida, Sarcocystidae. Gene Ontology annotation, molecular function: ubiquitin binding. The transcript is spliced from 6 exons.